GAACAAUUCGAUUUAUCAACUUUAUACACCAAACCCAAUAGAAUCUAUGAUUUAAGUAAUCUUAAAUCUUCACGAUGUAAUACAUUGGUUAUACUUUUUAUAUUCAGAAUAAUGAAAAGUGGAAAUUCAAGCCGUAGGUAGGAAAGGAAUAGGUGAAGUUGUCGUAUACAUGGGCAGUGGACUUGGGCCUUACCGAGAAGCCCGCCCAAUAGAAAAUGCAAUCGACAAAACUAUCUGAGACAGUGGAAACCCAAUCAAUCAGGCAGGGACGGACCUCAGCUGGUGGAGCUGAGAGGGAACUAAACAAAUGACAGUAUGUCAUGCAAGCUCUCCCCCAAUCCCAAUUGCUUUUGCUUAUCGCCAACAUCAGCGACCGUCGUCGGCACCAUCGUUUAUUCAAUGUGCACUGACGAAACAAGGCCACCGCUUCCUCUCCACUCUCUCAGUCAAAGCUGGGGAUUUCUCCGCCGCCCACAAGUUGACCGGAAAAUUCGUGGCAGGCUCACCUAAAUCCAUAUCUCUCAACGUUCUUUCUCAUCUCCUUUCUCCCGAAACCACCCACCCCCACCUCACGUCUCACUCCCUCCUCUUGUAUUCAAUGAUCAAAGAAGCAUCUUGGUUCGAGUUUAACCCGAAGCUAGUAGCAGCACUCGCCGCCUUGCUUGAUAAACAGGGUCGAUACAGCGAAUCGGAAGCACUGAUUUCAGAGGCCGUUUCGAAAUUGGAACAUCGACACCGAGAACUUGCUCUCUUCUACUGCAACUUGGUUGAAUCCCACUCUAAGCAAAGCUCGACGCAUGGCUUUGACAGUUCCUACACUCAACUGUAUCAGCUUCUUCGUAACUCUUCCUCUGUUUAUGUCAAGCGCAGGGCCUUUGAGUCGAUGGUUGGUGGUUUAUGCACGAUGGAUCGGCCCAGUGAAGGGGAGAGCAUAAUGGGGGAGAUGAGAGUCGAUGGUCUUAAACCUUCGGUCUUCGAGUUUAGGUCUGUGAUGUAUGGAUAUGGACGACUAGGAUUGUUGAGCGACAUGCUCAGAAUUGUGCACCAAAUGGAGGAUGAAGGGCUUGUGAUCGACACAAUAUGUUCAAACAUGGUUCUUUCUUCGUACGGAGCCCAUAAUGAUCUUCCCCAAAUGGUCUCGUGGCUUCAGAAAAUGAAAACUUCGAGUAUUCCUUUCUCAAUCAGGACGUAUAAUACUGCCUUGAACGCAUGCCCAACCAUUUCCGCAAUGCUACAAGACCUGAAGAAUGAUAACCCGCUCUCCAUGGAUGAGUUACAUGCGACUUUGAAAGGCAACGAGGUUCUGCUGGUUAAGGAGUUAGAAGGGUCACAAGUUUUGGAGGAGGCCAUGGUGUGGGAUUCUUCCGAGGUCAAAUUGGAUUUGCAUGGAAUGCAUCUGGGAUCAGCCUACUUGAUAAUGUUACAGUGGAUGGAAGAGAUGCAAAACAGAUUCAGGUUCAACAAUGAUGGCAAGCUUGUUGUACCAGCAGAGGUUGUAGUCGUCUGUGGAUCAGGAAAGCAUAGCAAUGUAAGAGGAGUUUCUCCGGUGAAAACCAUGAUCAAAGAGAUGAUGGUUCGGAUGAGGAGUCCCAUGAAAAUCGAUAGAAAGAAUGCCGGUUGUUUCAUUGCCAAAGGGAAAAGUGUGAAAGAUUGGUUGUGUUGAUCCAGAAAGUAAGGAAUCUUGCAACGAGUGUCUUCUCAUAAGAGCCUGAGCUUGGUUGACCAAUAUCAAAGAAGAGAAAUAAGCGCUCAAUCCUUGGGUUAUUCUCUCCAAACUUGAGAUAUCUGUAAGUCUGUCACCGUUAUGUAUUAUUUGUAUCAACCUUCCACGGUUCCACCUACACCAUUAAAAUGUAAAAUAAUGAGUUCUAUUAAAAACAGUUACAUCUCAUGUUUUUAUUGUUGAUUAAACUUGGUACAUCCAAAAGAACCAGAUUAUACAUGUCUUUUUAUUGUUUUGAAGAAAAAAUAUGACACCAAUUGUCUGUCA
Humulus lupulus (European hop) is the source of this 1990-nucleotide messenger RNA. Its product is annotated as pentatricopeptide repeat-containing protein At2g17033. NCBI's taxonomy places the organism in Eukaryota, Viridiplantae, Streptophyta, Magnoliopsida, Rosales, Cannabaceae. The record is from RefSeq and is a predicted model, not a curated record. The coding region runs from base 308 to 1663 and encodes 451 amino acids. Gene Ontology annotation, molecular function: protein binding. The transcript is spliced from 2 exons.